AUGACGAUUCUUGCCCGACUAAAUGUCAAAAGAGAAGAAUUAGAAGACAAAUGUAAUUCUUUAACUCAUUCUAGCGUUCCAAAAACUAUUUUACAAAAUAAGAUAAAAACACUUAAUGAGUUAAUUAAUGCUUACGGUUCAACUAAUCAACCAAUAACUUUAACAGAAUCUGAAUUAAUACUCAACCAACAAGUAGUGGGACCGUCCGGCGUAGGAAAAACUACUUUCGCCCAAAUAAUCGCCCAAGCCCUGGGGAAAAAAUUUUUCUCGGUAGCAUUAAAUGGAUUAUCAGAAACCUCAACACUUCUAGGCAGCGAAAAUAAUUCGCCCGCUAAUAACGAGGGGCAGUUGGCUCAAGCUUUAGUAGAGACUAAAACUUCUAACCCAGUAAUCUUACUGGACGAAAUUGAUAAAGCCAGCCUUCCACUUAAAAAUUGCCUACUGAAUAUUCUGGACCCUAAACAAAACCACACAAUCUUAGAUUACUAUCUGGAUGUCAAAUUAGAUUUUUCCCAAAUAACUUUUGUGUUAACAGCCAACGAAACCAAAAGUUUUCUUCCUUCUCUCCGUGACCGCAUGCUGAUUAUUGAAAUACCAGGUUAUAACGGAGAACAAAAAAAAGAAACUGCUAACAAGAUUAUUCAGCAAUGA
Paraglomus occultum is the source of this 651-nucleotide messenger RNA. The record is from the annotation of a GenBank genome assembly. NCBI's taxonomy places the organism in Eukaryota, Fungi, Glomeromycota, Glomeromycetes, Paraglomerales, Paraglomeraceae.